AUGUUAGCCAAACUGCUACUCAUCUCUAAGCUCUUUGGACCAAUCUUUGGUCAAAUAUACGCCAUACUUGGAGAGGCGGUUUCCACCCGCUUACACCGACUCACCUACCGCGCUGUCGAGCAUCCGCGCAAUGUUGUCGUUAUCGGUGCUUCUUUCGCUGGAUACCACGCGGCUAAAUGCCUUGCUAGUUCGCUUCCAACUGGAUACCGGGCUGUGGUUAUCGAGAAGAAUACCCAUUUUCAGUUGACUUGGGUUUUGCCGCGGUUUAGCGUGGUGAAUGGCCACGAACAUAAGGCUUUCAUUCCUUAUGGGCCUUACCUUGAUCAUGUUCCCAAAGGUUCUUAUCAAUGGGUUCGUGAUAGUGUUGAGCGAAUUGUACCCGGUGAGAAUGGACAUACGGGGAAGGUAGAGCUCGCCUCUGGUAAAGAUAUUGAAUUCGACUACUUGGUGCUUGCGACUGGGGCAUCUGGAGCACUUCCAUCGCGAGUACCAGCCGGGAGCAAACAGGAAGGCAUAUACCAGCUACUCGCUGAGCAGGAAAAGCUCCGAGCUGCGACGAAUGUGGUCAUUGUUGGUGGUGGAGCUGCGGGAAUUGAGCUCGUGGCAGAUGCUAAAUCGCGAUAUCCUGAAAAAAGUGUCACGUUAGUCCAUUCCCGGAAGACACUGCUGGGUCGGUUUGGUCCUAGGCUGGGAGAAAAGGCAUUGCAAGCACUUGAAGAGCUAGGAGUGAGGACUAUAAUGGGCGAAAGGGUACUUAGCGACAAUGCAGAGGGCAGGAAUGUCACGUUGAGCUCAGGUGAAACUCUCGCGUGCGAUUACUUGGUGAAAUGUGUUGGCCAAAGUCCCAACUCGAAGUUAAUACAGGCGCUGUCACCCGAAUCGAUCUCUGAGACAGGCCAUGUUAAAGUUCGCCCCACCCUUCAGUUAUCGGACACAUCGUUCAAGAAUAUUUAUGCUGCCGGGGAUAUCGUAGAUAUGGACAAUAUCAAGAAUGGGAGAGCAGCAGUGGAACAGGCUCAGGCUGUCGCACAGAAUAUCGUGCGAUCCAUCAAGUCGCAGAAUCAGCUCGAGUACCGUCCGCAGUGGUGGGAGGGAAUGACGAAGCUACACGUAGGACUAGGUAAAGCCUUGGUUUGGAUGGGCGAUGGCUCGGCCGAAAUAAUCAUGUCCAUGAAGUGCCGAGCGGAGGAGUUGGACAGCGCGAAGGUGUGGAAGUUCUUCGGAGUGAAGCCAUACAUGGAUGAGGGAUAUGAACUGAAAAGGGAUUAG
Molecule: messenger RNA, 1269 nt
Organism: Aspergillus oryzae RIB40
Lineage: Eukaryota; Fungi; Ascomycota; Eurotiomycetes; Eurotiales; Aspergillaceae
Product: NAD(P)/FAD-dependent oxidoreductase
Exons: 3
Coding region: 1-1269 (422 amino acids)
Cellular component (GO): cytoplasm
Molecular function (GO): flavin adenine dinucleotide binding; electron-transferring-flavoprotein dehydrogenase activity
Source: RefSeq, a predicted model, not a curated record